This is a messenger RNA of Tetrahymena thermophila SB210, 1002 nucleotides long. RefSeq names its product leishmanolysin family protein. Lineage: Eukaryota; Ciliophora; Oligohymenophorea; Hymenostomatida; Tetrahymenidae. The transcript has a single exon. The record is from RefSeq and is a predicted model, not a curated record.
AUGAAUAAUAAAAAGGUAUGUAGAACAACUUGCCCAAAUGGAACUUAUCAAGAUUCAGGUAGUGGUCUUUGCAAGUAAUGUGACUUCUCUUGUUCUCAAUGCACAGGUCCUAGUAAUUCAUAAUGCAAGGCUUGCUAAUUUUUAACAUAUUUGAGCAAUGGUUCGUGUGUUACAACUUGCCCAACUGGAUAAUAUGCUGAUGAAACAUCAAAGACAUGCAGUAAUUGUCCAGAUGGGUGCUCUAGUUGUACUAGUUAUACUAAUUGUACUGGUUGUAAAACUGGUUAUACUUCGAGUUCAGGAGCGUGUUCUGAUUCUUCAUGCACUGGUAAUUGCGCUACAUGCAGCAGCUCUAGUAAAUCUAGUUGCCUUUCUUGCACAUCAAAUCUUUAUCUUUAACCAGGAAAUACUUGUAACUCUACAUGCCCAUCAGGUUAUUAUUAAAAUUCAUAAAAUAUGACUUGUACUGCUUGUUCAACUGGAUGUAAAGCCUGUUCAGACGGAAAAACUUGUACUUAAUGCGAUGCAUCUAGCGGUUAUAGGUAAUAAGGUAAUUCAUGUACUCUUUGUGCUUCAACUUGUGCAACUUGUUCUUCGUCGAAUCCCAAUUCUUGUUAAUCUUGUGAGAAUGGUUUAUAUUUAUUUAAUAAUUAGUGUGUAGUAACCUGCUAAAAAGGAUAUUUUAAUGGACCUAAUUACACUUGCUCACCAUGUGUAACUGGAUGUGAUUAAUGUUCAAAUGGAAAUUCAUGUACUACUUGCAGCACUGAUUAUUAGCCCUUCACAUAUAAAAACCAACAGAUUUGUAUAAAUUCCUCCUCUUGCUUUUCUCCUUGUUCCACUUGUAGUGGUACUUUCUAGCCUACAACAUGUGCAACAUGUAAUCAAUCAUUCUAUUUACAAGGUACAAAUUGUGUAGCUACAUGUAACUAAGGAUAUUAUGCCAACUAAUCUAAUUAAACAUGUGUUUAAUGUCCAGCAAAUUGUUCUGGUAUGUUCUGA